AUGUCUCAAACAAGUCAUGCACAUGGCUCACACGGUAAUAUUUCUGGCAAAGGUGGCCGUGCUCGAGAUGAUCCCAUCGGAACUGGUGGUAGCACAGCUGACGGUCAGUUGACUCAUCAAGAUCCUUUACAAGGUCUUGCUAAUGCUCAAACAGGUGUCACCACAAAAAGUACCGUUGGCUAUUCAACUAAUCAAACACCAGGUGCGGUUACCAAUCGUGGACAAAUCGCACCGGAUAAUCAGGCUGAUUCCGAUUCGAAUGGCAAUUCUAAACAAUAA
This is a messenger RNA of Adineta ricciae, 279 nucleotides long. The record is from the annotation of a GenBank genome assembly. Lineage: Eukaryota; Metazoa; Rotifera; Eurotatoria; Adinetida; Adinetidae.